Vicia villosa (hairy vetch) is the source of this 2413-nucleotide messenger RNA. Its product is annotated as E3 ubiquitin-protein ligase XBAT32. NCBI's taxonomy places the organism in Eukaryota, Viridiplantae, Streptophyta, Magnoliopsida, Fabales, Fabaceae. The transcript is spliced from 12 exons. The record is from RefSeq and is a predicted model, not a curated record. Bases 630 to 2192 code for a protein of 520 amino acids. Gene Ontology annotation, molecular function: protein binding.
CUACUAUAUCCAAUCAUGCUCACAACACAACCCCAACAAUGCCUUUUCAUCUUCCUCUCUCUCUCUCUCUCUUUCUCUUUCUCUUUUUCCAAUACAAUCAAUCUGUCACCUUUUUUCGAUAUUUUUAGCAAUUUUCCCUUUUUAGCUUUAUCUCAUUCCCGUCAUCCUCGUUGUAAUUCAAUUUUUUUCAUUCCUUUUGGUCAAUGGAGGAGGUUGUUUGAAUUUCAACAAUCUUCUCCUACAAACCACAACAAUCAACAACACAAACUUUUUUAUACAAGGAUGCACUUGGAAUUGAAAUUGGAAUUUGAAUUUGGGUUAAUUAGAGAUUCUUCUUUAAGGUUUAAGGUUUGUGGAGAAAGCCUCAAGAAUCAUGUGAGGGUGGUUGGUCUUUGACAGUUACAACUAAUUCCUUUGGAGGCUUGAGAAACCUUGAUUGGGUUGUUGUUUGUUUGGUGAAUUGAAUGAUUGAAUCAAUGAUUAAGGUUUGAUUAAGAAUUUUGGAUUGAUUAAGGUUUGAUUGAGCUUUGAAGAUUCCAUGUCUUGAGGCUGUGUGAAGGGACCUAGAUUUGUUUCCAGUUUCCUGAUUAUAGUUAAUUGUUGUGUUGAUUAAUUCAAUUUUGAGGGACAUGAAAUUUCUAAGCUUGGUUGGAAAUUCUUUUGGAUGUUCUGCAUCCGGGGAAAGACUAGUUUCUGCUGCAAGAGAUGGUGAUGUUCAAGAGGCUAAGGCCUUGUUGGAAUAUAACCCUCGUCUUGCGAGGUAUUCGACGUUCGGAGUUCGGAAUUCUCCUUUGCAUUACUCUGCUGCUCAUGGCCAUCAUGAGAUAGUGCAUCUCUUGCUUGAAUCUGGCGUUGAUAUAAAUCUCAGGAAUUAUCGCGGUCAGACUGCAUUGAUGCAAGCUUGCCAACAUGGUCACUGGGAGGUGGUUCAGACUCUGAUCCUUUUUAAAGCGAAUAUUCAUAAAACAGAUUACCUAAAUGGAGGUACUGCCCUCCAUUUGGCGGCUCUAAACGGCCACACUCGAUGCAUUCGGAUCCUCCUCGCAGACUAUAUACCGAGCAUCCCUAAUUUUUGGGAUGUAUUACAGACAGGCGAUUACAAAUCAAUCGCAGAAUUCGAUCAAAGUGGCAUUUGCGAGGUGAUUAACAAAACUUCUGAUGGAGGCAUCACUGCUCUGCAUAUGGCUGCAUUGAAUGGGCAUGUUGAAAGUGUGCAGUUGCUCUUGGAAUUGGGAGCUUCGGUGUCCGAGGUUACCGUAGAGGAUGGAACUACUAUUGAUUUAAUUGGCUCUGGGAGCACUCCACUUCAUUAUGCUGCAUGUGGUGGAAAUGCACAAUGUUGUCAACUGUUGAUUGCCAAGCGUGCCAGUCUCAGUGCCGAGAAUGCAAAUGGAUGGACUCCCUUAAUGGUCGCUCGUUCAUGGCAUAGAAGCUGGCUUGAGGACACCUUAAAAACACCUCCAGCCGAAAAUUUACAAGUUCUUCCUUCGCCAUAUAUAUCUCUUCCAUUUAUGAGCAUCGUGAAAAUUGCUAGAGAAUGUGGAUGGAGGACAAGUGAAUUAGCACCGAUAUGCUUAGAUCCAUGUGCAGUUUGUUUGGAAAGAAAAUGUAUGGUCGCUGUAGAAGGUUGUGAUCAUGAAUUCUGCACACAAUGUGCCUUGUACCUUUGCUCAACAACCUCAGCUUCAACAAGCAGACAUGGUCCCCCAGGUUCAAUUGCAUGUCCUCUCUGUCGCCACGGCAUAGUCACAUUCGUCAAGCUUCCCCACACAAGACCCUUACCAAAAGAAAUCCAAAGGACAACCACAAACCUGUCCUUAACAUUUUGCACUUGCUCAAGUGAAGUUCUUGGCGAUUCCUCUGACAUGACAACACCAUUUUGCAAACCAACAACUUCACGUGCCUCUAAAACUUCUUCCAUUUCAAGAUCAUUCCGGUCCUCGAGCUGUCAGAGAUUCUCUUCAUUCAGAAUGAACUCUAGUCUUUGUUUGGGAGGUUCUGAUGUUAGUCCUUCUUUGGUUCCUUGCACUAGUGUGGGAAGGAACUUGAGGAACCAUUUAUCUAGAUGUGCUGGUGCUGGUGCUGGUUCUGGUUUUGGAAGAUCAUCAUCUCAGAAUGAGAGAAGAAAAGCAUCUUGGUUUUGUUCUUUCAAUUCUUUCAAUCAGUCUGUUUCUACUGCCAGUGGAUGCUGAUUACACACUUUUCUCAUUUUUAUGCUUUUUUUUUCUUCAUUUUAUCAUCACAUUCACACCAAUGUAGUAAAAUCAGUAUCAUAAGUUAUAAUUCUAUUAUAUUCAUAUUUCAAAAAAAAAAAUCAUAUAAUGUUGACACCUUAUUAGCUUGUAAAUAACACCAACAUUGUUGGAACAUUCUUUUGUUUUGCCUACAAACUUAUAUUAUUUAGUUUCUAUUU